Molecule: messenger RNA, 828 nt
Organism: Gongylonema pulchrum
Lineage: Eukaryota; Metazoa; Nematoda; Chromadorea; Rhabditida; Gongylonematidae
Source: the annotation of a GenBank genome assembly
AUGACGAUGCCCAUUGGAGCUGUGUUCGAAACGAAUCUCACACUUUCGUUUACCAGUAAACGUACGUUUGCAUGUCCACACGCUUCAUCGUCUCUGCGAAGUGGCCAUUCCACCGCCGAUUUAUUGCCACAAAACAUUGAUAUCAUUGCUGCAAUGGGCGAUUCUAUUGCGUAUGUGUUUGCGAAUGAUUAUCUCUUUAUCCUCAUUAAUAAUGUAUUGCAGGCUGGAAAAGGUUUAUGGCUUAAUUCUGAAAUUGAGAUGCGCGGCGCGGCAUUCCCAAUCGGUGGUGAUACUGAUAUUGAUGAAAUUAUUAGCAUUCCCAAUGUAUUACGACAAUUCAACAGUAAGCUGGAGGGGCAAUCGCAUGGCAUGGGAACGAUUGAGCAAUUACCACAGUCACAGAUGAAUUGCGCGAGGAGUGGCGCCCAGAGUGUGGAUAUGCUUGAGCAGGUGAGCGAUUGUCAAUCACUGGCCACUGCAAAGGAAUUAGUCCGUCGUCUGCAAUUUCAUUAUGGACCAAGGGCAAUAAGGAGCAAAUGGCUACUGAUAAUAAUCACUGUUGGCACCGAUCAGUCUUCAGCCUCGAUAAAAGAGCUUCUGUACAGUUGGAAAGAUGUUUUUUGCAAAUUGGAAAAUCUGUUCAACAGAAAAGAAAAGCCCACUUUCGCUCUCAUAGCAUUACCUUUUGUGGUGAUGCCUGAUGGCGACGAUCCGAAUAGUUUUCUCAUCCAGAAACAUUUGCUGCUCAACAGGUACUUUAUUAUUAUUCAUUCUCUGAUCAGCCAUAAUUUACAGUCUCAUUCAUUCUCCAUCUACUCAACUGGCUAA